AUGUCGGUGCCGCUGCUCAAGAUCGGGGCGGUGCUGAGCACCAUGGCCAUGGUCACCAACUGGAUGUCGCAGACGCUGCCCUCGCUCGUGGGGCUCAACGGCACCGUGUCCCGUGCGGGCGCCUCCGAGAAAAUCACGCUCUUCCAGAGCCCAGAAGAGGGCUGGCAGCUGUACACCUCGGCCCAGGCCCCCGACGGGAAAUGCAUCUGCACGGCUGUGAUCCCCGCGCAGAGCACCUGCUCCCGCGAUGGCAGGAGUCGGGAGCUGCGACAACUGAUGGAGAAGGUCCAGAACGUCUCCCAGUCCAUGGAGGUCCUUGAGUUGCGGACGUAUCGUGACCUGCAGUAUGUGCGCGGCAUGGAGACCCUCAUGCGGAGCCUGGACGCUCGGCUCCGGGCGGCCGACGGGUCCCUGUCGGCCAAGAGCUUCCAGGAGCUGAAGGACAGGAUGACGGAGCUCCUGCCCCUGGGCUCGGUGCUGGAGCAGUACAAGGCAGACACGCGGACCGUCGUGCGCCUGCGGGAGGAGGUGCGGAAUCUCUCGGGCGGCCUCGCGGCCAUCCAGGAGGAGAUGGGCGCCUACGGGUAUGAGGACCUGCAGCAGCGGGUGGUGGCUCUCGAGGCCCGGCUCCACGCCUGCGCCCAGAAGCUGGGCUGUGGGAAGCUGACUGGGGUCAGUAACCCCAUCACCAUCCGGGCCAUGGGGUCCCGCUUCGGCUCUUGGAUGACGGACACGAUGGCCCCCAGCGCGGACAGCCGGGUCUGGUACAUGGAUGGUUACUACAAAGGCCGCCGGGUCCUGGAGUUCCGCACCCUGGGAGACUUCAUCAAAGGCCAGAACUUUAUCCAGCACCUGCUGCCCCAGCCGUGGGCGGGCACGGGCCACGUGGUGUACAACGGCUCCCUGUUCUACAACAAGUACCAGAGCAACGUGGUGGUCAAGUAUCACUUCCGCUCGCGCUCCGUGCUCGUGCAGCGGAGCCUCCCGGGGGCCGGCUACAACAACACCUUCCCCUACUCCUGGGGUGGUUUCUCCGACAUGGACUUCAUGGUGGACGAGAGCGGGCUCUGGGCCGUGUACACCACCAACCAGAACGCGGGCAACAUCGUGGUCAGCCGACUGGACCCGCACACCCUGGAGGUUAUGCGGUCCUGGGACACCGGCUACCCGAAGCGCAGCGCGGGCGAGGCCUUCAUGAUCUGCGGCGUGCUCUACGUCACCAACUCCCACCUGGCCGGCGCCAAGGUCUACUUCGCCUACUUCACCAACACGUCCAGUUACGAGUACACGGACGUGCCCUUCCACAACCAGUACUCCCACAUCUCCAUGCUGGACUACAACCCCCGGGAGCGCGCCCUGUACACCUGGAACAACGGCCACCAGGUCCUCUACAACGUCACGCUGUUCCACGUCAUUAGCACCGCCGGGGACCCCUAGGCGCCGCCUGGCUCAGGCUGCCGCACAGCGGGGGCGAGGGGGGCUC
Messenger RNA from Propithecus coquereli (Coquerel's sifaka), 1483 nucleotides. RefSeq names its product olfactomedin 2 (gene OLFM2). The coding region runs from base 1 to 1437 and encodes 478 amino acids. The record is from RefSeq and is a predicted model, not a curated record. Gene Ontology annotation, biological process: signal transduction. NCBI's taxonomy places the organism in Eukaryota, Metazoa, Chordata, Mammalia, Primates, Indriidae. The transcript has 6 exons.